Molecule: messenger RNA, 3465 nt
Organism: Colletotrichum godetiae
Lineage: Eukaryota; Fungi; Ascomycota; Sordariomycetes; Glomerellales; Glomerellaceae
Exons: 4
Coding region: 285-3209 (974 amino acids)
Source: RefSeq, a predicted model, not a curated record
CACAGGCACAGCAUCUGCCGGUGGCCCGGGAAGAGACCACCUUUUUUAGCCAGUCCCGACCCGCAGCUCAAGUCCUAGGGAUGCUACCAAGUCCUGAGAGUCCUACGACACCGACCUGAAUACAAUCUUGCAGGCUUCAUCCACCUCAUCCCAUGGACAAAUAAAACAAAAAUGGGUGGCGGAUCGGUCCCCUUUCAUUCGACCCGUUUCUGACCGUUGCUUUCCUUGCAAUUUGAUCUUUCUGAUUUCCACCCGUGCGUCCUUGGGAGCACCUUGGGGGUAUUAUGGAGUCCAAGACUUCGCUGUCGCCCUUCGGGGAUGACCGCCGUUCGCUCAAUCAGAGCCCGUCACCUUCAGCCCUACGAGCUCUCACCUCGUCCCGCCUGAGUUUCGGCCGCUCACGACGGGACUCUUGCUGCACGAAUUCGACUUCAACCUCUUCAGCCCGCUCAUCCAUUGACUCAAACACCUCGCCGUCAUGCGUCACUCGCACCGUAAGGCGAGACGAAUGCGCUCUGCACAAGUUCAUAGUAUGGGCCGCUGUGAAGCGCAACAAGUCCCAAAGGAUGACGGCCACUGAUCGUCUCGAAUGUCCAAUGCUACGCUGUCGCAAAAGGUUUCCAGACCACGCUGCUAUGCUGGAGCACCUCUACGACUGUCCUGAGCUCGAAACUGGCGAGUACUGGUGUUAUGAAUGUAGCAAGGCUGAAAAGUUUACCGACGGAAACUGCAAACGAUGCCUCGGCCAUCCUGGAAAAAGACGCAAGAUCAUAAAUGUCGCUAAGAACUUCUUCUCUUCCAUGGGACAAAAGUCAAGAAACUACCCGAGCAUCCCCGAUGUCCGCCUAGACAACGUAUCUGAAGUCGCUAUAGCACCACCUCCGAGCUACGACGAUUCCUUGCAUAUACAACCACAGCAAGUUGAACUUUCCUCCUCGUCGGAGAUCUUGGAGAUUGAUUCGACCGAGGUCCCCUGGCCUACACCCACGAAUGCCCAUUUCAAUACUGUGACGGCUCAACCUCAUGUUUCUACGGGCAUGAUUCCGGCAAACCUCCAACACCCAAACUCCAUUCUGCCCGAUCCUUGGUUUGCACAGAACAAUUUCGACAUGAGCGAUAAUGCCAUGGUCAAAGCCGACCGGCCAUUACUGGCCCUGAAUACUGACGUUUUUGGCUACCCCCGGAAACAACUCCAGCCUACGACAAGGACUAAGAAUCUUUCUCCGAGCAAUUCACUUAGAUCAAACGCGAGCACCGAUACAACAGCCAGUUACCUCAUUUCCCCUGCUUCUGCCUAUAGUGGCGCAUGGACAACUGCCGAGACAAACAUCACAUCACCAACCUCUGACGGCGGUUCUGGUGGAUAUCUUUCCAGGGGAUGUUCUAACGCAAGUCGAUACUCGAAUAAUAGCGUGGAGCCGUACAACUUCAUUUCAGAGCUUCCGGCAGAUGACAUUUUACUACAAAAUUUUCCCAUGACACUUCCGGCCGUUGAUUUCGACCAGUCGGCAUCCUCAUUGGAGGUACCAGCCGCCGUCAGCCCCUUAUCUGAAGCCGCCGACGUUCCUGCUCAGCCAAAAGUCGGCACCCUUGCGCUAAACGAGCUUUCAGAAGAUGCCUUGUCUGAUCAUGCUGUGGACGCCAACUCGCUCGUCGGGUCGGCUUGGGAUACGCUCAAGACUCACAUCAGCUCCUCACUCGAAAAGCUGCAGCAUGUCUCUCACAGUGCUCUCGCAGCACAGUUGCGAGAUCUUUCGCCGCAGCAAGUAGCGGACAGGGCCCUCGUUGCGCUGAAGGGCAUGUCUGAGGGUAGGCAUCCCGCGACUAGCAUCGAUACCCUUUGCUUCGUUCAUCUGAUGUACUCGCUCUCGCUUGUUGUCCACGAAGAUGGUGCUCAGGAUCGCUCCAGGAACCUAUUCGCUCAAACCUCUCAUUACAGCAUUGCGCUCCCUGAGUGGGAGCAAUCAGACUAUCUUCGCGUCGCAUCAGCGAUCUGGCAGCCCAAAAAUCUAUCUGCCGGUGAACUGAACGGUUUAUCAUCAAGUGAGCACGGGGAUGAAGUCUCUCGGUCGUCGAGCAGAAAGGGCAAAGAACGGGAUCCUGCUAUACCGACAAAUCGACCUGAACAGGAUGAAUUGUUGGAGGUGGCAAAGUUCUUCCUAGACGAAUUGGACUAUUCUGUCCUGUCCAGCGGGCAACCUGAGUCGGCCGAAGUCUUAACCUCGAUGCUAUGGGCACAGCAUUGGCAGUACAAUGCCAAUCGGGCUCCAUCGAACAGUGCACUGUCUGCAAGCUUCAAAGGAGUUCGUAGCAAUCUCAGACACGACUUCCUUCGCGCCGAUGGUCUAGGUGCAAAGUGGAGGCGUAUUCAGAAGCGCAUCGAUGAUGGCAGUAUUUGGAGCGCCAGGCAAGCGGAGAUAGAGCUCAUGCAAGCCGGCAAAGGGUGCAUGUCAUUGCAAGACUACUUCAAUCAUUAUGUUCCGAAGGUUAGGGCACAGUUCGAGGUCCUCUACACCAAUCCUAUGAUAGGGGCUACCACACGAAGAAGCUAUCAUGCAUACGCUAUCGAUCUGAUGGAGUCUAUCAUUCGCGGUAUUUGCACAAAGGAGAGUCUGAAGGAUUCUUCUCGGGUCCCUUCUGAGAUGAUAAGCGAGGCAACCCUCGAUGAUUUCAUGAAUCUGACAACAACCCUGGGCGACACAACUUGGAGCGAUGCCCGAGCCACGACAACCGACACGCCACUUAUCUCGGCGUCCAUGCCUGAUAUUUACAUGGACGUAGACAGCAAUGGAUUGCCAGACCCCUUGACUAUGUUCUUCAACGAUGGUGGGGUUCCAGCAGCACCAUCAUUCCAGAUACCGCCAUCCAUGACACGGCCUGACAACGUACCUGGCGAGUCUGCGGCCGAAGUCCGGGAAGACCCCACCUCCAGCUCAGCAGCGAAGACAGAGGCUGAGGCCAACGAAAAAUGUGAGAUCUGUGGAUACCGACCCAAAGGCGCCCCUCAGUGGUUCAAGGGUAGCAUGGCAAAGCACAAGAAGUUGCAACACUCAACGGCGCCGCCAAAGAUUUACAAGUGUCCGUUUCCGGGCUGCACGAGCCAAUACAAGAACCGACCAGACAAUCUAAAGCAGCACCAGCAAGACAAGAACCACUUUGUGGACGGGGAGACUGAGAGGAGACCGAGUAAAAGGAAGAAGAGAGACUAAUUAACGAAAUAUUUGAGGUUUGCUGUCUUCGAUAGUAAUCCGCACGAUAGAAUGGGGUUGAUUUCCGGCGUAUACAGGAUGGGUGUAAAGAUACCACAUGAGCGAACAGAGUCUGGCUUCCUUCUUUGUUCUUAUUUUUGGUUAUGUUUAGCGGGCCAUUGUAUUCUAUACCAUCAAAGCUUGGACUAAUGGUACUCGAUGAAGGAAAGUGAAGAAGAUAUUACAACAGUAUCAAAUAUAUUGGAAAUACUAGUCA